This is a messenger RNA of Nerophis ophidion (straightnose pipefish), 1959 nucleotides long. RefSeq names its product matrix metallopeptidase 21 (gene mmp21). Lineage: Eukaryota; Metazoa; Chordata; Actinopteri; Syngnathiformes; Syngnathidae. The transcript has 7 exons. Gene Ontology annotation, cellular component: extracellular matrix. Gene Ontology annotation, biological process: collagen catabolic process; extracellular matrix organization; proteolysis. The record is from RefSeq and is a predicted model, not a curated record. Gene Ontology annotation, molecular function: metalloendopeptidase activity; zinc ion binding. Bases 1 to 1959 code for a protein of 652 amino acids.
AUGCUGACUUCCAUCCAGCUGAUUACUUUGCUUCUUUGGACAAGUGUCGGACAAAUUGCUGACACAGAAAAACUCUUCCACAGUCGGGAUCACUCGGAUUUACAGACGUUCAACUCGCAAAAAGCUCAGAUCAUCAAGGACAAAUACUCCGCACAGCUCUUCCUAUCCAGGUACGGCUUCAUGAAGCCGGUGAGGUGGGAGGAGACGCGGGACCAGGACUAUCAGGACGAAGACUACCUUGACGAACUUCAAGCGACUAUCCAGGAGGGGUCCUCCCUGCCCCGUUCCAGGGACCGUCCUCAAGACGGCGAAAGUCGAGCGUUUGCCUCAGCCCUUCAAGAUUUCCAGCGGCUGUCGGGUCUGCCUGUGACCGGGGUGUUCGACCAAGCCACCCAGGUGGCCAUGAACAAGCCCAGGUGUGGCGUCCCCGACCGAGAGCUGGACCUCAACCCGGCUGAGGCACCUGAGGAGGACUUAGAUGUUGAAAACAUCACCGAUGUGGAGACUUUUAACGGUACUCAGAGUAACGACACGUGGUUCGGAGCUGCUAAUGAUUCGGACUUACUUAACAUUACCGACCCAAAUAGUGAUUUCUCUCUGGAAACCAACACAACCGCGUGGACGAACACAUCCCAGGAUAACGCCGACACCAGACGUCCGAGCCAAGCGGUGGUACGCAAGAAACGCCACCUGUCUGCUCUGGUAUCUAAGAGCAGGGGUAAGCGAGACUUGAGCGAGGUGGGACACGUGGCCUUCAGCAAGACCGUGCUGAGGUGGCGGCUGAUGGGCGAAGGCUACAGCAGUCAGCUCUCCGUCGAGGAGCAGAGGUACGUCUUCAGGCUGGCUUUCAGGAUGUGGAGCGAGGUGUCGCCGCUGGAGUUCUUGGAGGAUAACCGCUCGCCGCUGGAAGAUAUCGACAUCAGGCUGGGCUUCGGCACAGGAAGACACCUGGGUUGCAAUCAGAGGUUUGAUGGCACGGGUCAAGAAUUUGCCCACGCUUGGUUCCUGGGUGACAUCCACUUUGACGACGACGAACAUUUCACCAGUCCGAACGCCGGCAGCGGAAUCAGCCUCCUUAAGGUGGCAGUCCACGAGAUCGGCCACGUUCUGGGACUGCCUCACAUCUACAGAGCUGGAUCCAUCAUGCAACCCAGCUACCUACCCCAGGAGUCCAGCUUUGAGAUGGACUGGAUGGACAGGAAAGCGGUCCAGAACCUCUACGGGGGCUGCCAGGGCAGGUUCAGCACCGUGUUUGACUGGAUCAGAAGGGAGAAGAGCCCCAAUGGCGGGGUGGUGGUCCGCUUUAACACCUACUUCAUGAGGGAGGGCUGGUACUGGCUGUACGAGAACCGGAACAACCGCACGCGGUACGGGGAUCCGGUGCCCAUGCAGAUUGGCUGGCAUGGACUCCCCGCGGACGGAGUGGAUGCUUUCGUGCACGUGUGGUCUCGGAAAAAAGACGUUAUUUACUUCUUCAAAGGCACACACUUCUGGAGGUACGACAAGGACAACGACCAGACCUUCAAACAGGACCCAGAAGGACAACGCUAUCCGAAGAAGAUCUCCAAAGGUUUCCCGGGAAUCUCCGGUCCGAUCGACACGGCGUUUUAUGACCGGAGGGACUCUCGGAUUUACUUCUUCAAAAACACUCUUGUGUACGCCUUUGAUGUAGAAUCCAAGAGAUUAACGGGAGGUUUCCCCAAAGCCUUGCGAGACGUCUUCCCGCCAGUGUCCGGUAACGACCACCCGGGAGGCAGCAUUGACGCCGCCUACUUCUCCUACAGCCACAACGCCAUCUUCCUGCUGAAGGGCACACGUUUCUGGCGGGUGGUCGGCGGCCGCGAUCGCCGGCGGCGUCCUUUCUUGCCUCGGAACGGCCUGCUGGCGCAACAGGAAGUCAACCAGCACUGGUUUGACAUCUGCAACGUCCACCCCACUGCACUGAGGCUGACGCCGUGA